Messenger RNA from Thlaspi arvense, 936 nucleotides. NCBI's taxonomy places the organism in Eukaryota, Viridiplantae, Streptophyta, Magnoliopsida, Brassicales, Brassicaceae. The record is from the annotation of a GenBank genome assembly.
AUGGCGACGCUCUUAGGUUUUUCUCAGACGAAGUUUCACCACUCCGGCGUCUCGAUCUCUUCGCCGCCGUGUUCAUCUUCCUCCACGGUGGUCCCAAUGGUGUGCUCCAGCCGUACUGAAUCGAACAGUCUCCGGUCCGGUUUCCUCGGCGGCCGUAUCGCUUCUGAUGAUCGGAAACGAGUAGGAUCGGGCUCCUGUAAGCUGGGUCGGAGAAGCUCUUUAGCAGUUAAAAUGUCGUGGGACGGUUCUCUCGCUUCCGUCAAGUUAAUCAUCCAAGGAAAAAACCUCGAGUUAUCAGAUCCAAUCAAGCAGCAUGUUGAGGAGAAAGUAGGGAAAGCCGUCCAGAAACACAGCCAUCUCGUCAGAGAAGUUGAUGUAAGACUCUCCGUUCGAGGAGGAGAGUUUGGUAAAGGACCUAGGAUCCGUAGAUGUGAGGUGACACUGUUUACAAAGAAGCAUGGUGUUGUGCGCGCGGAGGAAGAUGCGGAGACGGUAUACGCUUGUAUCGACUUGGUAUCAACGAUAAUACAGCGGAAGCUGAGGAAGAUCAAGGAGAAAGACUCUGACCAUGGAAGGCACAUGAAAGGUUUCAACAGAUUGAAGGUAAGAGAACCAGUGAUUGAGCCGGUUGUGGAGGAUGUUGAGGACGUUACUGACUCGACACCAGGAGAAGAAGAGGAUGAUUUGAUCAAGGAGAUCGUGCGUACCAAAUACUUUGAGAUGCCACCAUUGACGGUGGCUGAGGCAGUUGAGCAGCUGGAAUUAGUCGCUCACGAUUUCUAUGGCUUCCAAAAUGAAGAAACCGGUGAGAUUAACAUAGUGUACAAGAGAAGAGAAGGAGGGUACGGUCUGAUAAUCCCUAAGAAAGAUGGGAAGGCCGAGAAGGUUGAACCGCUUUCAACCGAGCAAUUGAAUGAACACUCUUUCGCCGAGUAG